Budorcas taxicolor (takin) is the source of this 1602-nucleotide messenger RNA. RefSeq names its product glycoprotein 2 (gene GP2). Gene Ontology annotation, biological process: neutrophil migration. Bases 1 to 1602 code for a protein of 533 amino acids. Lineage: Eukaryota; Metazoa; Chordata; Mammalia; Artiodactyla; Bovidae. The transcript is spliced from 10 exons. The record is from RefSeq and is a predicted model, not a curated record. Gene Ontology annotation, cellular component: cell surface; apical plasma membrane.
AUGUCUCAGCUCCUGGAAAGGAUGACUUCUGUCCUGUGGCUGGCCCUGGCCUCCUACAUUCUGACCCUGUCAUCUACAGAGCAGCAGGGUUACAGAAACUCCACCAACAGUGGUUCCUAUGAAGAGGACUUGGAUUGCGGAGCCCCUGGCACCCCAGAGGCCCAGCUCUGUUUUGACCCCUGCCAGAAUUACACCCUCCUGAAUGAACCCUUUCGAAGCACAGAGAACACAGAGGAUGUCCAAGGCUGUGACAGUGACAAACACGGCUGGUACCGAUUUGUGGGGGACGGAGGAGUGAGGAUGCCGGAGGACUGUGUCCCCACAUUCCGAUGCCAGACGUCUGCACCCCUGUGGCUGAAUGGCACCCAUCCCGGCCUUGGGGAGGGCAUCGUCAACCGCACCGCCUGUGCCCACUGGAGUGGCAACUGCUGCCUCUGGAAGACAGAGGUGCUGGUGAAGGCCUGCCCGGGCCCAUACCACGUGUACCGGUUGGAGGGCACCCCUCAAUGCAAUCUGAGAUACUGCACAGACCCUGCCACCUCGGAGCACAAGUGUGACAAGACCUGCCGCCCCGAGGAGGAGUGUCGCCUCGUCAGUGGCACCUGGGGCUGCUUCUGCAGACAGGACCUCAACGUCUCCGAUGUACACAGUUUGCAGCCUCAGCUGGACUGUGGGGACAAGGAGAUCAAAGUGUCACUGGACAAGUGUCUGCUGGGAAGCCUGGGUUUUGGAGAUGAGGUCCACGCCUACCUGCGGGACGGGAACUGGAACUGCAGCAGCCUCAGUCAGAGUGAAGAGAACUGGAUAUCCGUGACCUAUCCCACCCAGGCUGGUGCCUGCGGAAACAUUCUGGAGAGAAACCAGACCCAUGCCAUCUACAAAAACACCCUCUCCUUAGUCAACGAUUUCAUCAUCAGAGACACCAUCCUCAGCAUCAACUUCCAGUGUGCCUACCCACUGGACAUGAAAGUGAGCCUUCAAACGGCCCUGCAGCCCAUUGUAAGUUCCCUGAACAUCAGUAUGGAAGGGGAGGGAGAGUUCACUGUCAGGAUGGCCCUCUUUCAAGACAAGGACUACAGGUCUCCUUAUGAAGGGACUGCAGUCGCGCUGUCUGUUGAAUCCAUGCUCUAUGUGGGCGCCAUCUUGGAGAGAGGGGACACGUCCCGAUUUAACCUGGUGUUGAAGAACUGCUAUGCCACGCCCACUGAAGACAAGACUGACCCUGUGAAAUACUUCAUCAUCAGGAACAGCUGCCCAAAUCAACGUGAUUCCACUAUCUCCGUGGAAGAGAAUGGGGUGUCAGCAGAAAGCCGGUUCUCAGUUCAGAUGUUCAUGUUUGCUGGAAAUUAUGAUCUAGUUUUCCUGCAUUGUGAGGUUUCUCUCUGUGAUUUCAUUAAAGAAGAGUGCCAACCGUCUUGCUCAAGAAGUCAACUCCGCAGUGAAGGAGUGGCUAUCGACCCAGCCCGAGUUCUAGACCUGGGACCCAUCACUCGCAAAGGUGCCCAGCCUCUUGGUGUCAUGAGUGGAACACCCAACACUGCAGGAUUCCUGGUGGCCUGGCCCAUGGUUCUCCUGCCUGUCCUCCUGGCUGGGCUGUUCUGA